CGAAUAUACAUGUUAUCUCUUACAUCUCGUCUGCUCACUACGCGAGUUCCAACUAUGGCCAAAACAGUUCUAUUGUAUGGCCUAAGUGCACAUCCACCGGCAAAUACUGGGGGACACCAAGGAUAUGUAAAGUAUUUCACACAUCAGGAUUGGGUCGAUGAGAUGUGGGUUUUACCUGUAUACAAGCACAUGUACUUGGAAAAGCAAAAUCUGAUAUCAUUUGAACACAGAUUCAGGAUGUCCCAAAUAGCAUUUGAAGAGAAUCGAGACGUCAAUGCAGGCAACAAGGCCAAGGUCUUGGACACAGAAAAAGUAUGUAUAGAGCAGGCCAUACAAGACGCAUUGCUACAGGGUAGUGAUUUGAGCAAAGUCAGGGUUGGUACAUUCCAAAUUGUGGAAUAUUUGAAAGAGAAGCAUCCGGACACUCACUUCUGUUUCGUCAUGGGCGGGGAUACUUUUAAUGACCUACUCGAUGGUAAAUGGACAAAUACAGAGGAGCUGAGAGCGGCCGUAGGAAUUGUGCACAUUCCCCGUAUCGGAUACGAGGUGCCAGCGGAAGCCCUGGGAACACUCUUACCACCUCCAGUGGGCACAGCCACAUCGGUUGACAUUCCAAGCAUGACAGAUGUCUCCAGUACAAAGAUACGAAAUCUGGCGGCCAAGGGCGAUUACGAAGGCGUUGAAAAACUGGUAGAUCCUAGGGUGGCUGAAUACAUGCGGGAAAAUAAGCUCUACGGAUUAAAUAGCGGGACGGAAACAAAGGAAAAAUCCAUAGAUAAGCGGACAACAGCCGAAAGCCAAACAAGGAACAAUGGGAAAAGCGAGGCCAAGGAGGCGACUGAUGGUACGAGGUGGUCCAAAAGGAUAAAGAGGGACUCACAGUAGUCGAACUUAACCAAAUAGUGCAGUUAGAUAGAAAUAAAACAAUGC
Molecule: messenger RNA, 930 nt
Organism: Sphaeroforma arctica JP610
Lineage: Eukaryota; Ichthyosporea; Ichthyophonida
Exons: 4
Coding region: 10-885 (291 amino acids)
Biological process (GO): NAD+ biosynthetic process
Cellular component (GO): cytoplasm
Molecular function (GO): nicotinate-nucleotide adenylyltransferase activity
Source: RefSeq, a predicted model, not a curated record